GGAACACUUCAUACGUCUUUCGAUGUCAAUAGCGCUCGUUAUAACGACGGCGACACUAGGCGUCGCUGGAGGCAGGCCUCGACCGCGAUGUAAGGACGAACGAAUAAUGCAUUCAUUUGAAACAAUAGACUACGUUUGGACAAACGACACAGCACGCCACAAGGCGCUGGAAAACGAGGACUACAUCCCGCAUAAUAAUAUCAUUAGUGGAAUAAAAACGUACAAAAACAAUGUUUACGUCACUGUUCCAAGAUGGCGGCGGGGUGUCCCUUCAACCUUGAACAGGGUUGUCGUGAGGAAGGGGAUUUCGGUGUUACAGCCAUUUCCGAGCUGGGAGGCGCAGAAGAUUGGAGACUGUCGCUUCCUUCAGUGUGUACAGAGUAUGGAGAUUGACCCGAACACUGGCUGGAUGUGGAUCAUUGAUACCGGUAGGAUCAACUUCUUCGCCGCUGAUGGAACACCCACACAAAACAUUUGUCCGGCUAAAAUUGUGAUAUACGACAUAAACAAAAUGACGGAGAUAACUCGUCAUGUAUUCCCCAACAGUGUAGCAAAUCGUAAUAUAACAUUCCUCAAUGACAUAGUCGUUAUGUACAGGGGAUCUAGUCCGAGAUACGCUUUUAUUUCGGAUACCCUCGCAUUCCGAAUGGUUGUGUAUGAUAGAAUUCGUAACAGGUCACAUUUCUUCUCCCACCCAUCUAUGCUACCCGAACCAGGCAGGGGAAACAUCACCAUCUUGGGAGAAACGUUGACCUUGUCUGCUGGGAUAAAUGGCAUCGCACUGUCUGCGGACAUGAAUUAUAUUUAUUUUGGGUCCCUUUCUGGGCAUAGUGUAUAUCAGGUAUCCUCACGUAUUGCACGUAACCCACGUGGGAAUUUUGCAAGAUUUGUCCGAAAGGUCGGUGACAAACCUUCACAAGCUGAGGGAAUGGUGUACAGCAGGCAAAACCGCUUGUAUUUCUCUGGUCUUGAGCUUAAUUCAAUAUACAGAUGGGACAUCGAUCGAGAUAGAAAAAAUCAAAGGAAGUCGUUCCGAAGGGUGAUGAUGAAAUCCGUCUCUAAGAUAUUAUCCAGUGAUACCUGUAUGAACUUCGUCGACAUUUUGACAUUCGAUACAGACGGAUAUCUAUGGUUUACUGUUAACAAACUCCAUAAGUACCUCCUGCAAUCUAUGGACUUUACCGGAAGUAGUGGGCCGAACGUGUUGAUCUGGAAAGUCUACGUAGGAGAGAUUGGCUACCUAGAUCGACGGAGAAACAUUGAAUCAGCACAAUACAGACGACCGUGUUAUGGCGCCGUAUCCAACCAGUGUGGGUAACAUUGGACACACAAGUUACAGUAAAGUACAUGAAUGUAUCUUUGUGGCUGACGCUGCGGUUCUCUCCACACUCCCAAUGUGACCACAUAGACAAGAGAUACAUUCAUGUGUGUGACCCUUGGUUUACAGUAAUCACUCCAUGCAGACGCCUCAGUUAUAAAUGUAGCCCAAAUUACUUGACUGGUUGCCUGCCUUAGUUUUCAACUUUCUGUUUGGCUUCUCUUCAAAGUUCAUGAGCGCAGCCUAGAUGAGAGAAAUGGUACUAAAGCAGAUAACCUAAGUCUAUAUCUACGCAGGCACGGGAAAUCCAUUCAAACCAUGCAGGAAAUCCAUUCGGACGCCUCGGAUGUGUUUGUGACACUGAGUAAUUACUUCGGAUGUGUAUUUGACCACAGUGCUGGUGAACUUACGACUUCUUGUUUAUAUAUGUUACAUGCAUUUUGAUUAAUAAAUGUGUCCACAUCGCCACAGGCACAUAUUUAUCAC
Messenger RNA from Pecten maximus, 1804 nucleotides. RefSeq names its product protein yellow-like. The transcript has 3 exons. NCBI's taxonomy places the organism in Eukaryota, Metazoa, Mollusca, Bivalvia, Pectinida, Pectinidae. The record is from RefSeq and is a predicted model, not a curated record. Bases 23 to 1318 code for a protein of 431 amino acids.